UCCGGUAACGCAGUCACAGACACAUACACAUGUGAUCAUCCUCAGCCCGAAAUCACACAACACACAGUCACAAACGACACAGUCACAGACACACCCACAGACCACACAGUCACGCACCUACCCACAUGUAAAGCAGUCACAGACACACCCACAUGUGAUCAUCCUCAGCCCGAAAUCACACAACCACCAGGCUCCGGUGACGCAGUCACGGACAUACCAACAUGUGCUCAUCCUAAGCCCGAAAUCACAGACAUACCCACAUGUAAAGCAGUCACAGACACACCCACAUGUGCUGAUCCUACGCCCGAAAUCACACACCAGUUAGUCACAGACGACACAGUCACAGACACACCCCCACAUGAACCUCCAAAGCCCGCAAUUACACACCCACCAUGCUCAUGUGCCCUAGUCACAGACACACCCACAUGUGAGGAUCCUAAGCCCGACAUCACAGACAUAGCCACACGUGACGCAGUCACGCACAUACCCACAUGUGAGGAUCCUAAGCCCGAAAUCACAGACAUACCCACGCACGACAUAGUACCGGACAUAUCCACAUGUGCUGAUCCUAAGCCCGAAAUCACAGACAUACCCAAACACGACACAGUAACAGACAGACCCACACGUGACGCAAUGACGCACAUACCCACAUGUGACGCAGUCACAGACAGACCCACAUGUGAUGAUCCUGAGCCCGACAUCACACAACCACCAGGCUCCGGCGACACAGUCACAGACACACCAACACGUGACGCACUCACCGACACCGCCACGCGUGCGGCUCCUACACCCAGAAUACCAGAGCACGUAGUUACAGGCGCCACA
Plasmodium fragile is the source of this 825-nucleotide messenger RNA. RefSeq lists its product as uncharacterized. The record is from RefSeq and is a predicted model, not a curated record. Lineage: Eukaryota; Apicomplexa; Aconoidasida; Haemosporida; Plasmodiidae. The transcript has a single exon. The annotation marks the transcript as partial.